AUGACUGAAGGAAAGAGGCUGCAACAGAUGGAGCUUCCUCAAAUGAAAUCCAUUUGGAUUGACGAGGAUCAGGAAAUGGAAAAAUUGUAUGGAUUCCAAGUAAGGCAACGAUUCAUGAAUGGACCUAGUACGGAUUCCGAUGAAGACGCCGACGAAGAUUUAGGAAUUGUUCUCGUUGACAGUAAAAAGCUGGCUUUGCCGAACAAGAACAACAUCAAAUUGCCCCCUUUGCCCAAUUACAUGACGAUCAACCCUAACAUAAAUUCCAAUCACAAGUCAUUAACUAAUAAAAAGAAGAAUUUCCUGGGCAUGUUCAAAAAAAAGGACCUGUUGUCGAGGAGACAUGGGUCUGCCAAAACCGCAAAACAGUCAAGUAUAUCUACACCAUUUGAUUUUCACCAUAUUUCGCAUGCUAAUGGUAAAAGGGAAGACAACCCUCUUGAGUCGCACGAAGAAAAACAUGAUGUAGAAUCAUUAGUCAAAUUCACGUCUUUGGCACCGCAACCCCGACCAGAUUCAAACGUCUCUUCUAAAUAUUCCAAUGUUGUGAUGAACGAUUCGAGCAGAAUAGUGUCUUCCUCCACAAUAGCUACAACGAUGGAUUCUCACCACGAUGGUAACGAAACCAACAAUACCCCAAAUGGCAAUAAGCAAUUAGACUCGCCUACAGAUUUGGAAAUGACCUUGGAAGACUUGAGAAAUUAUACAUUUCCUUCUGUUCUUGGAGAUAGCGUCAGCGAAAAGACCAAUCCUUCCUCUCCCUCUGUUUCAUCAUUUUCUGGCAAAUUCAAGCCAAGAGAGUUGAGUGCGCUACAUACGCCCGAAUUAGGAAAUUGUUUCAAUGUAGAUCAGUCGCUAAAUUCCCCUGGUAACAGAAUAUCUGUGGAUGACGUGCUAAAAUUCUACUAUCAAUGUAGUGAAACUAGUACUCCUCGAAAUACCUGA
Messenger RNA from Saccharomyces cerevisiae S288C, 945 nucleotides. RefSeq names its product Gic1p (gene GIC1). Bases 1 to 945 code for a protein of 314 amino acids. Lineage: Eukaryota; Fungi; Ascomycota; Saccharomycetes; Saccharomycetales; Saccharomycetaceae. The transcript has a single exon. Gene Ontology annotation, cellular component: cellular bud neck; cell cortex; cytoskeleton. The record is from RefSeq and is marked reviewed.